AUGUCAUUCUCUUUCUGCAAGGAGUACGGGAAGGACAAGGUAAUCUUUGUAACCAAAGAGGACCAUGCCACGCCCAGCACCAUUGAGUUGCCGCCACCGGAACAGCCGGAGGGUGUGAUCACGAAGGAUGGAAAGAUCAACUGGAGUUGUCCCUGUCUGGGUGGAAUGGCCACCGGGCCCUGUGGCGUCGACUUCCGCGAGGCUUUCUCCUGCUUCCAAAACAGCACCGCCGAUCCCAAGGGUUCCGAUUGCUACGACGCCUUCACCAAGAUGCGCGACUGCUUCCAGAAAUAUCCCACCGUGUACAACAAGUCCGGUGGAGACGACGACGACGACGAUGGAUUAGGCGAAGCCUUAGACACGGAAGGGGGCUCCAUUGGAGGUCAGAAUGCAGAUCCGUUGGCGGAUGUGGGGACUGGAGGUGGCGACGAGAUGGCGGCCCCCAAGGGCAACUCUGUGGUGCCUAAGGCCUAGAUGGGAUCAUGUCGUAUUCAUCAUGCUUGAAAGAUAAGAGCUAAAUAGGUAUGACUUGGUACAAAAUAAAUAAAGCUUGUCAUAGUUGGGGGCACUCGGGCUCCAAUCAUAUACACCAUCUGUCGUGACCGUUCGAAAAAUUUAUAUUUUGGAUACGAGUUAAAUUAAUGAUACGUAGUAGUUGUUGAAAAUAAAUCAUCCUUAGCGAUUAAAACAGUA
This is a messenger RNA of Drosophila ficusphila, 693 nucleotides long. Its product is annotated as mitochondrial intermembrane space import and assembly protein 40. Lineage: Eukaryota; Metazoa; Arthropoda; Insecta; Diptera; Drosophilidae. Gene Ontology annotation, molecular function: protein-disulfide reductase activity. Gene Ontology annotation, biological process: protein import into mitochondrial intermembrane space. Gene Ontology annotation, cellular component: mitochondrial intermembrane space. The record is from RefSeq and is a predicted model, not a curated record.